GUAAAUAUAUGUGAUUUUCAUCUUCGAAUAUUUAAAACUUAUUAUUACCACUAGAUUUCUGUCAGUUCAUAGGAAAAUUAUUAUAAGAUGGGUCCAAUAGUAAGAGUUCUCCAAGGAGACUUAAAAGGCACGGAAGGAAUAGAUUUUGAUGGAAAUAUUUUCUAUAAAUUCUUGGGAAUUCCUUUUGCGAAACCACCAAUUGGAAAUUUACGAUUUAAAGAUCCACUACCUGUAGAAUCAUGGAUAGGUAUACGAGAUGCUACUAAAGAAGGAGAUGCUUGUUACCAAAAAGACAGAAUUACCAAAGAACCCAUAGGUUCUGAAGACUGUCUGAACUUAAAUGUUUUUACGAGAAAAUUACCCGAAAGCGAUAUUUUCAAUCUUAAACCAGUAAUGGUAUGGAUACAUGGAGGAGCAUUUAUAGCAGGUUCCAAUACUCCCAGAAACCUUGGCCCAGAAUAUUUAAUGACAGAAGAUGUUGUGCUUGUUACUAUAAAUUAUCGAGUUGGGAUUUUAGGAUUUCUUAGAAUAAAAGAUGAAAGUUCUAAUAUAUCUGGUAAUAUGGCAUUUAAGGAUCAAGUUGAAGCUUUAAGAUGGAUAAAAAGUAAUAUUAGGCAAUUUAAUGGGGAUCCGGAUAAUGUUACUGUUUUUGGUGGGAGCGCCGGAUCUGCGUCUACUAGUCUGCUGGUUUUAUCACCUCUGGCAAAAGGUCUUUUUCAUGAAGCAAUAUGUCAAAGCGGUGCAGCAUUAUGUCAGUGGGUUGAUGAGGCAGACUAUAGUGCUGUACAUUUAGCGAGACAGUAUGAUCCUAACAUUUCUACAGAAAAAGAAGCUGCGGAGCUGUUUAUGAGUUUGCCCAUAGAGGAGUUAAAUAAUCUUCAAGAAAAAAUCCUCCAUGGAAGACUUAGUAUUAGAAUAGGUUUUAUGGGAUUAGUACUUGAACCUGAGGAUAGGAAAAAUGCUUUCAUGACAAAAAGACCAAUUGAUAUAAUUAUGUCUGGAGACUAUAAUAAAGUACCAAUUAUUCUUGGAUAUAAUAACAAAGAAGGAAUUCUUUUUUAUGCUGAAAGAAAAUCCAAUGGCCAAAAUAUGGACAAAAAUUUAUCUUUAGAAAUAUGCCUUCCCCAUAACCUGAGUUUGCAGAGAAACAAUCCUGCUACAUCAAGUUUGUUAGAAAAGCUAUCAGAUGUUUACUUUAGUGGUCCAGAUGUUCGUGAAAAUAAUAUUUCGUUGCUGUCCGACGCGAUGUUUACUAUAGGAAUUUUAGGAACAGCUAAGAAUCAUGCCCUAACAUCUCCGUUUCCAGUAUAUCUUUAUAAGAUGUCGCUGGAUACCAAACUAAAUAAAACAAAAAUUGCAUUAAAAUUAGAAAGUAUACCUGGUUGCUCUCAUGGAGAUGAUAGCGGAUACUUAUUCAAAAACCAAGCGGCUUUAGAAAUCGAUCCUGGCAGCGUAGAAGAAUUAAGCAUGCGUCGAGUGGUGAAACUCUGGACCAAUUUCGCUAAAUAUGGCAACCCAACUCCAAAUGAAAAAGAGUUUGGUGUUAAGUGGAAACCAGUUAUGGCAAGACAGUUAAAUGUGCUUAAUAUUGAUAAAGAGUUUCAGAUGGAAAUUAAUCCUGAACAAGUAAAAUUAGAUGUUUGGAGGGAGGUAUACAGGCAGUCCCCUAAUUUAAACAAGUAUUUAUAAUGUAUUUAGAUCAGGUGUUAAUUGAAGCAUUAUCUUAUUUUAAAUAGACAUAAUAUAUAAAAAUGUUA
Molecule: messenger RNA, 1757 nt
Organism: Anthonomus grandis grandis
Lineage: Eukaryota; Metazoa; Arthropoda; Insecta; Coleoptera; Curculionidae
Product: juvenile hormone esterase-like
Exons: 9
Coding region: 88-1689 (533 amino acids)
Source: RefSeq, a predicted model, not a curated record